AAAAGAAUUGGAAAUCUGAUUUGGAUUCGAGAGUGCUUGUGUUCAACGGGCAAAGCAAAGGCUCGUGAAAUAGGGGAGAGAGGGAGAAAUGUGCAGCUUUUUUGGACUGGAGGAAGAAGGACUAGAGAUUUGCCACUUUUGAGAAGGCUUGGAGGUUGGUUUGUUUUCAAACUGUUGUUUCGUCCCUUUUUCUCUUCUGGGUUAUGCUACAUCCCUCAGCAUUAUUAAAGAAAACUUAAGUGUUACUACCCACGUGUAGCUGGUAGCUUUAUUUUUAAGGUAGUUUUGGUAAAGGAACUGACAGACUUCUGCCCUUCAUCAAAGGCUCGUCACGUUUGAAGCUGAAAUGGAACUGUUUUUCUCCCAAACACUACAUAUUGUAAAACGGGAGUGAGGACGAAAAUACGUUGUUUACUAAUCUCCAUACGACUCCCCGAUAUUCAGCACCCACGAGGGAUGCUUUACAAAGCUUGAUGUGGAAAAGAAUUGGAGUGUGUUCUGAGACUUUGUUUUCCUAAAGUAUCCAGCGGCUUAAUUGUUGACUUUUUUAGUGGAUUCGUAACAUGCUUUUAUGAAUUAAAUUUUGCCACCAUUUGUACAGAAGCCAAAUGACACGUGUGUUUUGAAACACGGUUCCAAAUAUAUCCAUCCCUGUACCCGGAUUCUCGCUAGAAAGAGCCGGAGAGAGAUUGUCAGUAUCUGAAUAAAUCUGAUUUUACUGUUUUGUGAACAUUAUACUCCUCAGAAAUGUUGCUAUAGAUUGCUUUAUUCUGGUUCAGCAGAAGGGGAGAUUUUUCCAGCUUGCAAGACCCGGGAAACUGGAUACUUAAAAUCACUUAAAUGUUUUAACAGCAUUGGAAAAUGGGAGCUGCUACUAAGUUGGCGUUCGCUGUUUUUCUUAUCUCAUGUUCUUCAGGUGCCAUACUAGGCAGAUCAGAAACACAGGAGUGUAUCUACUACAACGCUAAUUGGGAAAAAGAUAAAACAAAUCGCAGUGGCAUUGAACCUUGCUAUGGUGAUAAAGAUAAAAGACGACACUGUUUUGCUACAUGGAAGAAUAUUUCUGGAUCCAUUGAAAUUGUGAAACAAGGUUGCUGGCUGGAUGAUAUCAACUGUUACGACAGGAAUGAUUGCAUAGAAAAGAAGGACAGCCCUGAAGUGUUUUUCUGUUGUUGUGAAGGCAACAUGUGUAAUGAACGCUUUUUCUAUUUUCCAGAAAUGGAGGUCACCCAACCAACUUCCAAUCCUGUUACACCUAAGCCACCUCUGUUCAAUACCUUGCUUUAUUCAUUGGUGCCUAUAAUGGGAAUUGCAGUGAUUGUACUCUUUUCGUUCUGGAUGUACAGACAUCACAAGCUAGCGUAUCCUCCAGUACUUGUUCCAACUCAAGACCCUGGACCACCACCACCUUCCCCUCUGAUGGGUUUGAAGCCAUUGCAGUUACUAGAGAUCAAAGCUAGGGGAAGAUUUGGUUGUGUGUGGAAAGCUCAGCUACUAAAUGAGUAUGUUGCAGUCAAGAUAUUUCCUAUUCAGGAUAAACAGUCAUGGCAAAAUGAAUAUGAAAUCUACAGUUUACCUGGAAUGAAGCAUGACAAUAUUUUACAGUUCAUUGGUGCAGAGAAACGAGGCACUAGCAUUGAUGUGGAUCUCUGGUUAAUUACAGCAUUUCAUGAAAAGGGUUCAUUAACUGACUUUCUCAAGGCUAAUGUGGUUUCUUGGAAUGAAUUAUGUCAUAUUGCUCAAACUAUGGCUAGAGGUCUGGCUUAUCUUCAUGAGGACAUACCAGGGCUAAAAGAUGGACAUAAACCUGCCAUCUCACAUAGGGACAUCAAAAGCAAGAAUGUGCUGCUGAAAAAUAAUCUUACAGCUUGUAUUGCUGAUUUUGGUCUAGCUUUAAAGUUUGAGGCUGGAAAGUCUGCAGGGGAUACGCACGGACAGGUUGGUACACGGAGGUAUAUGGCUCCUGAGGUACUAGAAGGUGCUAUAAACUUCCAAAGGGAUGCGUUUUUGAGAAUAGAUAUGUACGCUAUGGGAUUAGUCCUCUGGGAAUUGGCAUCACGAUGUACUGCCUCAGAUGGUCCUGUAGAUGAGUACAUGUUGCCAUUUGAAGAAGAAAUUGGCCAGCAUCCCUCCCUCGAAGACAUGCAGGAAGUUGUAGUUCAUAAAAAGAAGAGACCUGUUUUAAGAGAGUGCUGGCAAAAACACUCUGGAAUGGCAAUGCUCUGUGAAACCAUAGAGGAGUGCUGGGAUCACGAUGCAGAAGCCCGGUUGUCAGCAGGCUGCGUAGAAGAACGGAUUAUUCAGAUGCAAAAAUUAACUAACAUUAUAACAACAGAGGACAUCGUGACUGUGGUCACAAUGGUGACAAAUGUUGACUUUCCUCCCAAAGAAUCCAGUCUAUGAUAGUUGCACUGGUCGUGUCACUGACCAACCAGACUCUUAACUGGAGCUGCUAAAUCUAACGAGACUGCUCACAUUAUUACUGUUUUCUGUGUGAAAAGAAUGGUAAGUCUCUUUGGAACAUCAUCAAGAGGUGUUUUUUCCUUUAUUUUUUUCCCUUCCUCUCUCCUCCCAGACAUGGAUCUGUGAGACUUUUUGCAUUCCCUGCUUACACCUGAAGGACACGUGACUGAGAAAGGGUAACAUGUUAUUAAGGAACUUAAAUGAAGAAUACGGACCUAUACUGGCUAAUCAAGUGUUUUAAAAACUGACAUCAGAUUUCUUAAUGUCUGUCAGAAGAGACUAAUUCCUUAAAUGAACUACUGUUAUUUUUUUUAAAUCAAACAUUUCAUUUCAGAUUUAAAAAAGGGUAACUUGUUUUUAUUGCAUUUGCUGUUGUUUAUAAAAAUGACUAUUGUAAUGCCAAUAUGACACAGCUUGUGAAUGUUUAGUGUGCUGCUGUUCAGUGUACAUAAACAAAAGUAAUCAAGUGGGAUAUAGCAAAGAGGCUUCCAAGUAUUACUUAACCUCCCUCAACAAGGUAUACCUCAGUUCCACCUCUGCUAAAUUAUGAGAUUGACAACACUAACAAAAUUUGAAUAAUAAAUUGAUCCAUGUUUUGUAAAUGAUGUAUUUCAAAUUCACUGUGUUAUUUAAAAAGGGUAAGCUAUGCUUCAUGCCAACAGUAAAUGGCCAUUCCUAAAGCAGUGUUUUUAGCCUUUUCUUGUACUAGCUUGUUGUGUAAAUAUAAAAAAAAAAAAAGUGCUGUUUAUUGAAACAAAAUAUUUCUUCCUGUUUUAGUUUAAAUUUUUUCUCUUACCUCCAUUUCCCAGAAUAUCUCAUGCAUUUAUUUAACUGAAUGCUAUUUAGGUUUGCUGUGUCUGAGGAAUAUUUGAAAACUUAAGCAUGACUUUUUUUUUAAUUUUCUCUGAGCUAUGACACUGGAAGGCUCUUAAUUCUUAUUCAUUUUUUAAAAAGUCUUUUUCCUAUUUAUGUUUGUGAGAAGGUCUGCCUAGUGUGUUUUCUGUUUCACUAAACAGUAUGCAGUGGGUUCUGUAUCACUGUUUCAGGAUCACCUCAGGAAGCUCAGUUACCCCAAAUUCCUUACUCUGCUUUGAGACUUGCAACUUCACUCUACUUCAAGCUUGGUGCCAUCUUAUUGGAAUACUACUCAAUGUCUGUGAUGCAUAGGUUUGUCCUUGAAUCAGACUAAAAAUUAUAGCCACAGAUUGCAGAUUAUAACUACUUAAAAUUUUCAGGGAUAACUUAGUUAUAACUUAAAAUAUGCAAUGACUAUUUAGAGGUAACGAAUACCAAUGUACGUAGCACAGACGAGCAAAAAAUAAGGAAAAACAUUGAAAUUGCUUUCACAACUCCAACAUUAUUUUAGAGUUUAGGAAGUCAUGCCUUAUAUUUAAAUUAGAAAUUGACUGGUAGGUAGGUGCCAAAGUGCUUUCCAGAAGUACCGUUUAACUACAUUUAUUUGCUGAUCCUUUACCUUUUACACAAAUGUCAAAUAAAUUUUAUAAACCUCGAGAGUACAGAACCAACAGUAGCCAGUACUAUGCUAUGUAUUUCAUCAUUGUAUUUUGUUUUUUAAACCAUGCAUUCGACGACUUUGAAAGAAGCUUUUAAUGUUGCUAUUAAGAGCUCACUGUGAAUGUUACCUUUAAAAAGUUAAUCAGUACAGCCACGAGAUACACUCGUUUUACAUGUGUAUGAACUUAAUCUCUGGGAACAGUAAGAGACAUCGUGGGUGAGCAAGACCUAGGUUGGCAUGCUCUUAGCAGGGAGCGGAAGAAAGGUGCAGCACUGUUGCUCGUGUGUGAUACACCACCCCAAACCGUCUGUCUUGCUGUGUUCGUCGCUUUUAUGCCUAAGGUUUCACGUAGCCAGACGAGCCCUGCUCUGAAGAGUUACUGUAGGGGGCAACUUGUUCAGCUUGGCUAUAAAAAGGAAAAAAAAAAUAGUUUUUGGCCAUUUUUUGGAAUGAUGUUUUCAUUUUGCUUCCAUUUACAAUCCAGGUAUGUUAUUUUACGCACACAGCAGGAUGUAAGAACAGCUGAUGUGAACAAACAAGAAUCCAUUCGUACUUCACCGAAGACUUCUGUCUCCUAUUGAGUUUUAACCCUUUGCUAGCAAAAGUGGAAUAAAUGCAGGUAGUUUAAUAAUAUUAUUCAAGAUUUGAUAGGAAAAUUGGCCAUGAGUAAAACUUGCAUCACUUAUUAUCCUUUCAACUUCAGCUGCUGUGGAUUCUAGCAGCAAAGUGGUGGGGACUCUGGUGGUGUUGCUAAUGCUCUUUGCAUCUGCAAAUGAUGUACAGCAGUCACUAAGCCUGGCAUCAGGAAGACAGGUAAUUUAUCUUCAUAUUCUAAAACCACUUUUGGAUACCCCUAACUGUUUGAAUAUUGUACUACUUGGAAUUUUAACAGCGUAAAUCAGUAUCACUGUGAAAAGGAUGUUCAUAGUAUAAAUGCUGUGGAAUUGGAAAAACUAGUACCCAUUGAGCUGUUCUGGUACAAUGGUUUUGCAGGGCAUUUUAAUACAGGUUUUUGUUUUCCUUCUAGCGCAGUAAACGUAGAUAACGUGCGUGUUGUCAGAAUGCCUGAGCCAGCAUUUUACCGGUGUAAACGAGGGCAGGAUUAAGUAAGAUUGAUGCCAGUGGCACUAUUUUGGCAUUAUUUACUAGCAGACAUGGUGACCGUUGUCACUUCAUGUACUUUCGCACGUCAGGCAUUUAGCGUGGGGGUACGUACGGGCACCGACCGUCUGCUCCAAAGGCCGCCUUGUGCUUUGGCUCAUGAGGAAAAAAAAAGCCAAUCCAUCGCUCUUAAUUUUCAGCAAAGUCUACUUAACUGAUUGCUGCACGACUGCCACAGAACUGAUAAAUUAGCUAGUUCUUGGCUUCGCCAGAAGAUUAAGCCUUGCAUUACUUUGUGCUAGAUGCUAAGAAGUUUCUGUAUCACGUACCCCCGACUCCUUUGCACUUAGCACUACACGUACCAUGGCAUUUCAGAACGGAGAGCGUGCCCCGUAGCUGUUGGAGUUGUUGAACUAGCAGUAUCAUUUGUGGUGGUAUUCUAAAACUACAAAACUACAAAAUUGGGACUGAAAUUCACCACUUUGUACCUUCUAUUUGAGAUUUUUUUGAAAAGUCUUCAAAUGCCAGCUUUUGGUAUGCUAAUUAAAAUGUAACCAGACAGUAACAAGACAUUAACAGUAACAAGACAUUUCCUGUUCGUAUUGGCGUUCAACAGAAUCAGUAGGGUUACCAGUUUGCUCUUUUUCCAGCUUCUUUUUUAACCUUUUUAAAUGCGUUUAUUUUUAUUAGGAACACUUGGUACAAAAUGUGGAAAGCUGUAACAUAGGUUUAUGGGCAAAAUGAUUCAAGUAGCAUCCUUGAUGGAACAUCAUUUACCUCAGAUACUCAACCAGCAGGUUUUUUUUGGUUUUUUUUUGUUUUUUUUUUUUUUUAUGCAGUUUCAGUCCAUAUACUAUUCGUUACCUCUCAAGAUUUUGGUAAGCAAUUAUUUUAACUCUACUCUUUGUAUUUGUCAGUGUUUUGGGCACAGGUUGUUGUACUACUGUCAACAUGUACUUGCUGUUUUUCUGCAAGUACUGAAAACAAACCAACCCCCCCGCCCUCAAUAAAGUGAUUGUUAAAUAUUGUACAAAUAAAAAUGUAUGCUCUUUCUCCCCAUUUCCCCAAAAAGUUAAAAUAAAAAAUGUGACUACUA
Molecule: messenger RNA, 6176 nt
Organism: Rhea pennata
Lineage: Eukaryota; Metazoa; Chordata; Aves; Rheiformes; Rheidae
Gene: ACVR2A
Product: activin A receptor type 2A
Exons: 11
Coding region: 862-2403 (513 amino acids)
Biological process (GO): cellular response to growth factor stimulus; protein phosphorylation; activin receptor signaling pathway
Cellular component (GO): plasma membrane; activin receptor complex
Molecular function (GO): activin receptor activity; activin binding; ATP binding
Source: RefSeq, a predicted model, not a curated record